UUUAUGAAUACAGGAGGUGUGUACCGCUGCUGGUUUCCAGCCUUCUCCUCAAAGUUAGUUUAAACAACGUUACAGAAACUACUUUGUGCGAGUAUGGCUAACAGAAAUAUACAGCAAGCGAACAUGCAAAGCAGUAGCUCCCCUCAACCAGCGAAACCCGGGACCGAGUCCCCGGCCCCGGAGCAGUCACCGGCGAACAAAGACAGCCCCGCGCCGCCGCAGCAGCAGCAGCAGUCCCCCGCGGCGGAACAAGCGGAGGGAGCCGGGGAAGGAGGCGAAGAAGGCCGGGCUGCAGUGACUCUGGAUAUCACGAGUUUUCGGAAGCCCGGUGAGAAGACUUUCACCCAGCGCUCACGGCUGUUUGUGGGGAAUCUGCCGGUGGAUAUCCCGGAGGAGGAGUUCAAAAACAUGUUUGCUAAAUACGGGAACAUUAACGAGGUUUUCAUCAACAGAGACCGGGGCUUCGGCUUCGUCCGCCUGGAAACACGAAUGCUGGCAGAGAUCGCCAAAGCCGAGCUGGAUGGGACUAUUAUGAAUAAUCGACCAAUCAGGGUCCGCUUUGCGACACAUGGCGCUGCUCUCACAGUUCGCAACCUGCUGCCUGCAGUGACAAACGAGCUGCUGGAACAGGCGUUUUCUCAGUUCGGGUUGGUGGAGCGGGCUGUUGUCGUGACCGAUGACCGUGGUCGUCCCACUGGGAGAGGCAUUGUGGAGUUUGCAAACAAAGUAUCUGCACGUAAAGCCCUGGAGCGCUGCACGGAGGGAGCGCUGCUGCUGACCAACACACCCUGUCCAGCCAUCGUAGAGCCCUCGGAGCACUUUGAUGAUGAGGAUGGACAGCCUGAAAAAUUGCUGCAGAAGACUCCAAAGUACUACAAAGAGCGAGAGCAGACGCCACGUUUUGCUCAGCCGGGGACAUUUGAGUUUGAAUACUCGUCUCGCUGGAAAGCUCUUCACGAGAUGGAGAAACAGCAGAGAGAGCAGGUGGACAAGAACAUCAGAGAGGCCAAAGAGAAACUGGAGGCUGAGCUGGAGUCGGCCAAACACGAACAUCAGCUCAUGUUGAUGAGACAAGAUCUAAUGAGACGUCAGGAGGAGCUGAGGAGACUGGAAGAGCUCCGUAAUCAGGAGCUGCAGAGACGAAAGCAGAUAGAAAUGAGGCAUGAAGAGGAGAGGAGGAGGAGAGAGGAGGAGAUGAUGAGACACAGGGAACAGGAGGACCUGAGACGCCACCCGGACGGCCUCAAACCAAACUACAUGGACAAUUGAUCCUGUUGGGAGUCUGCAUCUUUACACGCAUGUAACACACACACACACACAAACAACACAAAUACGCACACUCAGAAUUUGCAUCUAGAACCAUCAGUCCAAUUCUUAAUCCACUACAGUCGCCAACUGUCCUCAAAAUACACCAGGUAGUUUGUCUUCGCUUCGAAGAAGAGGUUGGACAUGUGUGUUGUGUCAAAUUAUAGCCACAUUCACUACCUUUGCUCUCAUGAAAUUAGAAUUUUAAAUACAUAAUAAUACAUUGAAAUAACUUAAAGGUCUAUUUCACAAAUAUUGUUUGACCAGGGUGGUCUAACAAGGACAUCCGUGAUUAAAAUUGACCGCUGGGUGUUAGAGACUCCUUCAUGCUACUUUACAUACAAGUGCUGACCUGCUCUUUCUGACAUUAUUCUAGUUGGCCAUUUUUUGUUUGUGGGGAGGAUUAUUGUGAGAGUGUAAACGGCAUCUGCUGCCAUCUAGUGUUUUAAUUAUAGCCAAAGUUCCUCCAUCAGCGCUACGUUUGAUCACAGGCCGAUUUUAAGCCGCUGUUGACAGAUGCACAUGAUUUUGAUACACAUAGAGCACAUAACAUGACUACCUUUUCAUUGUAAUUGCAACAUAAUGUGAAUUGAACAGGUAAGUAUGUAAAGAAUACUAAGGCUGAGCAUCGCUGUAUUUGCAGUCCCUUUCCCUGCUUUUCCUGAAAGCGUGCGUGAUGGACAAGUCUACUAUUUCUGUAUAAAUACAUAAAGAACGGAGAGAUGCCACAGCUGCGUUUCACCGCUAUUGUGAUAAGAUGAGAGAACAGGAAAUGA
This is a messenger RNA of Plectropomus leopardus (leopard coralgrouper), 2081 nucleotides long. NCBI's taxonomy places the organism in Eukaryota, Metazoa, Chordata, Actinopteri, Perciformes, Serranidae. The record is from RefSeq and is a predicted model, not a curated record.